GCUUGCCGGCGAGGAGUGUAGAAAGUGCUGUUCGCAGACUGCGUGGUAAAGGAGAGAAAGCGACAGAAGAGAGAGCCAUAGUGCUGACGUUGAAGGCCCGGCCCUGUGAGGUUCCACAGGGUAAGUGGCGUUGGCCUGGAGGCAGGGGCGAAGAGGAAGGAAAGAGGAUUUGGGCUGGGGGCGGGGCUUGCGGCACAGCGUGGCUUCUGAUUGCUGGAGUGCGGCUGCCAAUCUCGCAGAAUCGCUCUGUUAACCAGUGCGCUGGCGAGACGCGCUCAGAUAUACUGAGCGAGCCCUGGGAAGCAGCCUCAGAUCCUGACGGUGCAGCAACCCGCAGCCUCAGCCAGGGAGUCCCAGCCGCUUUCAAUGGAGGAGAAGCCCGGCCAACCACAGCCUCAGCACCAUCACAGCCACCACCAUCCGCACCAUCACCCCCAGCAGCAGCAGCAGCAGCAGCAGCCGCACCACCACCACCAUUAUUAUUUCUACAACCAUAACCACAACCAUCACCACCACCAUCAUCACCAGCAGCCUCACCAAUACCUGCAGCAUGGAGCCGAGGGCAGCCCCAAGGCCCAGCCAAAGCCGCUGAAACAUGAGCAGAAACACACCCUCCAGCAGCACCAGGAAACGCCGAAGAAGAAAACAGGCUAUGGUGAACUAAAUGGUAAUGCUGGAGAAAGAGAAAUAUCUUUAAAGAAUCUGGGUUCUGAUGAAGCUAACAGCCCUAUUUCCAGGGUCCUCAAUGGCAACCAGCAAGUUGUAGAUACUAGCCUGAAACAGACUGUAAAGGCCAGCACCUUUGGGAAAGCAGGAAUUAAAACCAAGAAUUUCAUUCAGAAAAACAGUAUGGACAAAAAGAAUGGGAAGUCUUAUGAAAAUAAAUCUGGAGAGAACCAGUCCAUAGAUAAGACCGAUACUAUAGCAAUUCCAAAUGGUGUUGUAACGAAUAAUUCUGGCUAUAUUACUAAUGGUUAUAUGGGUAAAGGAGCAGAUAAUGAUGGUAGUGGAUCUGAAAGCGGAUAUACCACUCCUAAAAAAAGAAAAGCUAGGCGCAAUAGUGCCAAGGGUUGUGAAAACCUUAAUUUAGUGCAGGACAAAAUAAUGCAACAAGAGUCCAGUAUCCCAACCUUAAAACAAGGACUUGAAAAUUUCAAGCCUGACUAUAGUGAACAAAAGGGAAAUCGAGUAGAUGGUUCAAAGCCCAUUUGGAAGUAUGAAACUGGGCCUGGAGGCGCAAGUCGUGGAAAACCUGGUGUGGGUGAUGUGCUUCGGAAAAGCUCAGAUGUUAAACCUGGUGCGAGCAGCAAAAAGUUUGAUGAUCGAUCCAAAGGAAAGCAUGCUUCAGCUGUUGCCUCCAAAGAGGACUCAUGGACACUAUUUAAACCUCCCCCAGUUUUUCCAGUGGACAAUAGCAGUGCUAAAAUAGUUCCUAAAAUAAGUUAUGCAAGCAAAGUUAAGGAAAACCUCAACAAAACCAUACAGAACUCUUCUGUGUCACCAUCUUUAUCUUCAUCCUCUUCGUCAUCUACUGGGGAAACUCAGACCCAAUCUUCAAGUCGGUUAUCCCAGGUUCCUAUGUCAGCGCUGAAAUCUGUUACUUCUGCCAGCUUUUCUAAUGGGCCUGUUUUAGCAGGGACUGAUGCAAGUGUAUAUCCUUCAGGGGGCCAGCCACUGCUAACUACUGCUGUUAAUACUCUAACAUCCAUUUCUUCUGGGACUGAUUCAGUUCUCCAGGACAUGAGUCUAACUUCAGCAGCUGUUGAACAAAUUAAGUCUAGCCUUUUUAUCUACCCUUCAAAUAUGCAAACUGUGCUAUUGAGCACAGCACAAGUGGAUCUGCCCUCUCAGACAGAUCAGCAAAACCUGGGGGAUAUCUUCCAGAAUCAGUGGGGUUUAUCAUUUAUAAAUGAGCCCAGUGCUGGCCCUGAGACUGUUACUGGGAAGUCAUCAGAUCAUAAAGUGAUGGAGGUGACAUUUCAAGGAGAAUAUCCUGCCGCUUUGGUUUCACAGGGUGCUGAAAUAAUCCCCUCAGGAACUGAGCAUCCUGUGUUUCCCAAGGCUUAUGAGCUGGAGAAACGGACUAGUCCUCAAGUUCUGGGUAGCAUUCUGAAAUCUGGGACUACUAGUGAGAGUGGAGCCUUACCUUUGGAACCCAGUCAUAUAGGUGACCUGCAAAAGGCAGACACCAGUAGUCAAGGUGCUUUAGUGUUUCUCUCAAAGGACUACGAGAUAGAAAAUCAAAAUCCUGUGGCCUCUCCUACGAACACUUUGUUAGGCUCCUCCAAAGAACAGAGAUACCAGAGAGGCCUAGAAAGAAAUGAUAGCUGGGGUUCUUUUGACCUGAGGGCUGCUAUUGUAUAUCACACUAAAGAAAUGGAAUCUGUUUGGAAUUUGCAGAAGCAAGAUCCCAAAAGGAUAAUCACUUACAAUGAAGCCAUGGAUAGUCCAGAUCAAUGAAGGACCAGACUGCCUAUUUGCAACCUUUCUGCAGCAUUAGAGCCACCGUUCAUGGGGGACACAGGCUUUUAUGCUCUUAGAUCUUCAACGCAGCAGAGGAACCAUAAGUAGAAUCACAGGAUAAUAUAUACAAAUAUAUAUAUAUACGUAUAUAUAUAUAGUUAUUUAAAAAAAAGGCAACUGAAAGUAAUUAGACUUCUUAAGGAAUCAAAUUUAUUUCAAGAGACUACACAUGGUUAUUUAAUCUCCGGUACCGAAUAGUUUUUUUUUUCUUCUUUUUUUGUUUUUAAGUGUGAAUGCAAGUGAUUAAUGAAUACAGACUUACAAGUGUGGUUCUAAAGUUCCUGCUGUCAUCAACUUGGGCAACAAAUGACCCACUGGAAAGGCAAAUCCACGUAAAAGAUCUCUGUAUUUUGUUCUGUGACUAAAGUGAUACACUAAUCACGGGGAACCCAGAAUGAUUCAACAUUUUCCCCCCACUCCUCCUCUGAUCUUUUGGUUUUACUUUAGGCCCUGCGAGAAUGUUGGAUAAAUGCCUUGAAGUUUGCAGGGGUGUAUUUUUUUAGCGAAUAUGAUUUGCAUGUCUCGCCAGGAGUUAAGCAGCCUCCGUGGGUUGUUAGGGGAAUAUUUUCUUUCCUUUUAUUUUUUGUGGGGUGGGGAUAUGGGAGGGCCUUGAAGUUAUAAUUCUGGAAUAGUUGGUGGUACAUAGUUAAACUUGGCUUCGGUUACCUAUUGGACUUUUAACAACUGAAGAAUCCAUGAGUGUCAUUUUUAAAAAGUUGCAGAACAAGCAAUUGGCUUGGAUAUUCAAUAUAGUACAAUUUUCCUGUGCCCAUAUUUUAAUGUAAUUGUAUAACUGGGAGCAAAAAAUAUAAUCUACUUUCCAACUGUAGGUGCUCCGGACUUGCUCUCUGUCACUAACACUAAAUGUGCUGUUUCCCUUGUUUUUCAUCAGACAUCUAGGAGAAAUUUCUGUACUUUUCUGUAAAUUCUCUCUUUUAAUUUCUCAGCAAAAUCUAAGAGGGGAAGAAAAAUAUUCAUUAAAACUAAAACGUCAUGUUUUUAGCCAGUGAGGAGGUAAUAAACCCUGCCUGUAGAAGGUGUGUUUUCAUGCAACCUAUACUUCUGAGCUUAUUAGCUUCUAGUUAUAUCUUAAUAAAUAUAUUUUAGUACUAGAGCAAAAUGGGUUUUUAAGGAAAAUAAUGUGAAAUUCUGGAAAUUUUCUUUUGGGUAGAGAAGAACAUUAGCCCUGUCUCAUCAUCACAUUACCAUCCCUGUUGCACUGCAGCUUGUGUAUAGCAUGCUAAAAUAAAUUUAUUUGUGUGUGUGCAGAAAUUAAGGGUCCAAUUAAGAUUGGUAUGUUAGUGGCAUAAUAACAAGUUGUCUGGCCUGACAUAGCAUCACAUUACACACAUACAUACAUACACACACAGAGAAAUUAGUAUAUCCAUGUAUGUCAAAUACAGGUUAAAAUAGCAGGGCAUUUAUAUAAAGAGUUGUAGUCUUCUAAUAAAAGUAGACUGAAUCCCCUGGGGUAUGUGGGGAGAAAGUAACUACUUUUGCUCUACCCCUUUGCUUAAGAAAUGUCCAGUUUUGAGCGACUGGUAGUAUGGAUGGGUUUUCUUGUUUUGUUGAUUAUUUGAUACUUUUAACAAGUAGUUUAUGAACGAAGCUGUUGGACUCAACAUAGAGUAGAGAAAAUAUCUUUUAGUCUGGAUUUCUGCCCUGCUUAGAUUUUAAAAGUAUAAGCAUGGAUUGCCAAUUCCACUUGAUGUAAACAAAACUUUUUUAUACAUAAUAUAUAUAUAUAUAAAUAACUUAUUGUUAUCAGUCCAGGUUCAGAAACUUGUGGUAGGCCAGUUCCAGAUAGUUUCAUUUCACCUGUAAACUGUAUCACUUUUACUGAUAUUGUAAUUUUCAAAUGUAUAAUAUGUUUACAGAUGUGCCCUGCAUUUAGUCUGCCUUGUUCCUAUUUUGAUUUUUGUUGAGUCUCCUGCCUGCUUGCCAAAAGCUAGGAUGCUUCAGGCCCGUGUACAAUUGAAAGGAGAGGCAUCCUUGAGCUUUAAAGCAUUGAACAAACUGGAAAAUAUAACAUACCACAUACUGAAAUGAAAAAAAAGUCUGUGUUUUUGUGUUUUUUAAAUAAAAAUUUUCAAAAAGUU
Messenger RNA from Nycticebus coucang (slow loris), 4622 nucleotides. It is a transcript of the gene NUFIP2, whose product is annotated as nuclear FMR1 interacting protein 2. Bases 367 to 2460 code for a protein of 697 amino acids. The record is from RefSeq and is a predicted model, not a curated record. The transcript is spliced from 4 exons. NCBI's taxonomy places the organism in Eukaryota, Metazoa, Chordata, Mammalia, Primates, Lorisidae. Gene Ontology annotation, cellular component: nucleoplasm; cytoplasmic stress granule. Gene Ontology annotation, molecular function: RNA binding.